UCCAACAACAUAGAAGGUGGUGGCAUAAAAAUCCAAGUGGAGCCAAAGCUUUUUCUCUUCUUUUAUAAAGAAGAUAUCCUUUUAAUAUUUGGUGGAAUCAAAAAAAAAAAAACAAAAAAAAAUUGUGCCGCCUCUGGAAACAGACAUGGCAAAGUCCACUCUUCUGUUUGUUCUUAAGGCACUCAUGGCUUUGAUAUUUGCAGCUUGGAUUUCUCUUUGGCUUCUGAAACCAACGCAACUAUGGACUGAAAAAUGGAAGGGAGCUGAAGAUGCAGCAAGAAAUACAGUGUUUGGAUAUUAUGGUCUUAAUUUUGCUGUUUAUACAUUCCCUCCUAUUGCUUUGGCGAUUAUUGGAUCUCUCUACUUGAAUUUGACGCCUAAGGAGCCAAUAAGGAGAAGAGGGAGGGGAUUGAUUGCUGCAAGUUUCUCAAAUCCAUUGGUGGUGAAUGCUCUUGUUGGUGUUUUAUCCACUCUAGAAAUUCUAGCAGUGUUCCUCUUCCUCCUCUUCUUAGCUUGGAGUUUUUACGCCCGAAUCUCUAAUGAUUUCAAGAACUUGAAGCCCUCAAAAUCGAUAGUGCUGAAUUCAUGGCAACUCAAGUACUUAAGGGUGGCAACUCGGUUCGGUUUGCUAGCAGAAGGCUGUCUGGCUUUUCUUCUCUUCCCUGUCUUAAGAGGGCUGGCCUUAUUCCGGUUUCUCGGCAUCCAGUUUGAAGCUUCAAUCAAAUAUCAUACAUGGCUUGGCACUGCAAUGCUAUUUUUUGCCACUUUCCAUGGUGCAAGCACUUUGUUCAUUUGGGGUGUCAGCCACUAUAUUCAAGAGGAGAUAUGGAAAUGGCAGGACACCGGGCGGAUAUACAUUGCUGGGGAGAUCUGUCUAGUUGUAGGGUUAGUAAUUUGGGUCACAUCACUUCCUCAAAUAAGGAGAAAAAAGUUCGAGAUAUUUUACUACACACACCAUCUCUACAUGGUUUUCCUAGUGCUCUUCUUGUUUCAUGCUGGAGAUCGUCACUUCUACGCAGUUUUCCCUGGAAUUUUUCUGUUUGGCCUUGACAAGCUGCUUCGAAUCAUACAAUCCAGACCCGAAACUUGUAUCCUAUCUGCCCAAAUUUUCCCCUCCAGCGCUAUCGAGCUUAUUCUACCAAAAGAUCCAGGGCUCAAGUAUACACCAACAAGUGUUAUAUUUGUGAAGGUACCAAGCAUAUCCAAAUAUCAGUGGCACUCAUUCAGCAUUAUCUCCAGCUCUAGUGUCGAUCAGAACACAAUGUCAAUUUUAAUCAAAUCCGAAGGAUCGUGGACUAGUUCUCUCUCAAAUAUGAUCCAAACUAGGCAAGAGUCGGAUAACGAUCAGCUGAACUACAUACCUAUCGCAGUAGAAGGCCCUUAUGGACCUGUCUCUAUGGACUUCCUAAGAUAUGACAGCCUAAUGCUUGUUGCUGGAGGAAUUGGGAUAACCCCAUUUCUGAGCAUCUUACAAGAGCUUGCUUCGUUUGAAAACACCAGCACACACAAAUUCCUGCCAAGAAUACAACUUAUAUAUGCUGUGAAGAAGUCCGAAGACAUUUGUCUAUUGAACUCAAUCUCAACCCUAAUCUUUAACCAGCCAUCUGAAAAAUGCCAUCUGAAAGUUAAAAUAUUUGUGACACAAGAGCAGUAUGGUACAACAGUAAGAGAACUACUCGACGAGUUUUCGCAAGUGAAAGUGGUACACUUUGGUACAAAGUUCUUGAAUUAUUCGAUCAAUGGACUCGAAAGCCCAGUUUGGAUGGCUGCCAUAACCGGAAUCUCUUCCAUCCUGUUUCUGAUCUUUCUUAUCAUUUUCAACCACAUUUUUAUUCCCUCACAAAAAAUGGCCUCCAAAUCAACGAAAGAAAAGACUCCGUCUUCAAUUGCAGAUCUGCUUAUCAUAUCUUCUUUCAUUGUAGCAAUAACAGGCAGCAUUUUUGUUGCACUUAUUGUAAGACGGAGAAGGAUACAGAAAUUGAUUCCUCCGAUUCUCCAAAAACAAGGGAAAGACUUGGAAAAAAGCUCAAUGCAAGCAAGUGAUGCUGCUCUUGAGGAACAUGAAAUCCAUUUUGGAGGCAGGCCUAACUUUCAAGAUAUCUUUGCAAAGUUCUCAGAUGAGACGGGUGGAUCUGAUAUCGGAGUGAUGGUGUGUGGACCCGAGACUAUGAAAGAAUCAGUGGCAACAGAAUGCCAGCAGAAGUUGGGUUCUAAUAAGAAGCACAAAGCCAGUUUCAGCUUCCACUCCCUCAAUUUCACACUUUAGCUACUAUACAAACCCUAAGCAUUAAUAAAAAAAAACUGAGGAUGUUAAAUCUAAAAUUUGUCUCUUCAGAUUGGUCACUUGUCAUUGCUCGCUAGGGUUAACGUUGUAAAAUCGAGAAUGUACAUGUAUAAAUAUCUUUAUUACAAUUAUGAACCUUGUAGUGCCAA
Molecule: messenger RNA, 2433 nt
Organism: Pyrus x bretschneideri (Chinese white pear)
Lineage: Eukaryota; Viridiplantae; Streptophyta; Magnoliopsida; Rosales; Rosaceae
Product: ferric reduction oxidase 8, mitochondrial
Exons: 8
Coding region: 146-2266 (706 amino acids)
Cellular component (GO): plasma membrane
Molecular function (GO): oxidoreductase activity
Source: RefSeq, a predicted model, not a curated record